UCUUCAGAAUAAAAGGAGUUUGAAGCUAGAGGGAAUUGUUUGGAUGCUUGGAAAUCUAAAAUCCUAGCACGAAUUAGAUAAUCUCAAUCCGCCUCCUUAACCAGCAUAAUCAGAGUGGGGCAUAUAUGAAUACUUUGGGCGUUUGGUUGGGUUGGGGGUGUGAAGUUAUCCAAAUCCCGCCAAACACAAUCUCUCCACGUUCAAACCGGAUAUGGUAGGAGUCUCUGCAGCAAGCCUCAGCCAACGGUCCGUGCCGUCUCACGUGCUCCGACCACCACCACCGCCACCACCACAACCACACCGUCUUGUCCGAAGUGUUUGUUGCUUGUCUAGUGGGCUCUCUACGCCGCCUCUUGUGGAACAAACUUUGUCCCGAAUCCUGAGUUCCGGAGUCAUUGCUUGCCUUCGCGCCAAUAGUGCAGAGAUGGCCAUGGAAGCUGCUCGAGCGGCAGUUAGUGCUGGCAUCUCAGUUCUGGAGAUUGUGGUAUCUACCCCAGGUGUGUUUGAGGUUAUUCAACAGCUGGUAGAUGAUCAUCCUGCAACAGUCUUCGGCGCUGGGACUGUAUUAAAUGUUGAAGAUGCCAAAAAGGCAACAAAUGCUGGGGCCAAAUUUAUCAUGAGUCCUGCUAUGGUGAAGGACAUUAUGGAUGAUUACCAGACUGGUGAAGUUUUAUAUAUGCCUGGGGUAAUGACUCCAACAGAGAUAUUAUGUGCACAUGAUGCUGGUGCCAAAAUUGUCAAGGUUUAUCCUGUUUCGGCAUUGGGUGGUAUAAAGUAUAUAUCAGCACUCAAGAAGCCUUUUUCUCACAUCUCAAUGGUUGCUUCUCAAGGCAUAACCAUAGAUUCAGUUGGUGAAUAUAUUGCUCUAGGAGCAUCAUCAGUUGUUUUGUCAGAUGCCAUAUUUAAUAAAGAAGCUCUGCGUCAAAAUAAUUUCAAUGAAAUAUAUCAACUUGCACAUUUUGCAGCUCUGCAGGGGAAAGAGGCUGUGGAGCGCAAGAGAAAGUUCAUGUCAAACCUAUCACACCAGGGGUAAUCAAUAUUUUUCUUAUGCAUCGUCAUACGAGGGCAGGAUCAUCGAGGACAGUGCUGUCGAGUUUCCUCAAAGACAUGUACUAACAGAUCAAUAAAUCAGGGUUGUCUAGCCUACCAAAGAAUUUCUAAUCUGACAAACUGAAAACCUCACUAGGCCAAGAUAAUAACUUCUAGUUAGCAGAAUAUAAAGCAGGGUCAUGAACCCGAAUGCACAAGGUCAUAAAAUUUAUUAAAAAGAUUGACAUAUCAGUCUUGUGCAAACCUCGUAAAUGCACAUUGAGCAUAGGAUUUUGAUUAGGAGUUUUCUUUCUUUUUUUGAUCCAUAGUUCCUUACCAAGGCUUGUAAAUAUAGAUCAUAAAUAAAUAUAAAUAUAAAUAUAUUUAAAAUGAAAAGAAAUUUGACAAAACAAUA
Ziziphus jujuba (common jujube) is the source of this 1444-nucleotide messenger RNA. RefSeq lists its product as uncharacterized. The transcript is spliced from 12 exons. Gene Ontology annotation, molecular function: lyase activity. Lineage: Eukaryota; Viridiplantae; Streptophyta; Magnoliopsida; Rosales; Rhamnaceae. Bases 212 to 1033 code for a protein of 273 amino acids. The record is from RefSeq and is a predicted model, not a curated record.